Molecule: messenger RNA, 783 nt
Organism: Zasmidium cellare ATCC 36951
Lineage: Eukaryota; Fungi; Ascomycota; Dothideomycetes; Mycosphaerellales; Mycosphaerellaceae
Exons: 1
Coding region: 1-783 (260 amino acids)
Source: RefSeq, a predicted model, not a curated record
AUGCCCUCGACUCCCGCUCACUCCAACAAGCCCAUCUUCGACCCAUUCGAGGAUGACCUCAACAAGCACCCCGAGGACCACUUCUUGUCUCCCGUUCAGAUGUACGAGUACGAAGACUGGGCCGAGGAUAGCGAGGACGAGGAUGCUGAGGAGAUAGAAUGGGAUGCCGGCAUCACCGACUUUGCCCUCUUCGACAACGACCGUCGCCACGCUCAGCAACGACACGAGGAAGUCCCUGAUCGAUGGGAUGGUCUCCUCGCCAGUCAAGCAUCAGCUCUGCAGCGUGCUGUCCUUCGCAACCGCGCCAACUCCGACCCAUCAGGCAGACAGUGGACGCCUCUGCUGGAAGACCUCCCUCAACUCACCCCAGACAACUCGCCAAACCUCAAAGGCGACCACGACAUUCAUUCAUACUGCGGACCGAAGACUACUCGACCCAGCGUACCCAACUACCUCGCCGUCAAAGUCACUCCUCCACCAGAAGAUGACUACGACUUCGACGACGACGAAGAUGAGGAGGAUUCAGAUGAAGAUGACCUCCCCGUCUCUUACCUCGUCGCCCGAGCCCGCGAACGCCGCCGAGUAGCACACCAAAUGGAACGCCCAGGCCUGCGCUUCAACCGGACCAUGUCAGGCAAAGUCCACGUCUGGCGACGACCAAGCUAUCACCUGUACUCCGUGGGCGAGGAAGCCGAGGCCGAGAGUGAGGCUGAGAUGGAGGAUGCCAAGACAACCACCACCUUACCGGUCGACAUGGAGACGAGGGGACGAUCACGGCGGUGA